UGGUCUUUUCUUCAGUACAAAACAGCUCUUCUUCCCUCGCCACCACUCAAGGUCGAGCCAAGGCUUCUGGAAAGAUCUGUGCGCACCAUUGAAGCCUCCGUGAGACGCCACCCACCAUUCCGAGCAGGCCGUCGCCUCUGACUCUCGGAUAACCGCUCUCCUGAUAGGGCAGAACUGCCGAUCGGGCAUUGGUACCGAUCUGUCCGCCUGGGUACAUCAGAAACGUCACAUUCCCAAGCACCUGCCCAGUGCGCUUUCGUAGCCUGCCUGGAGUAAAAUUCCUGCCGCUCUAGGACAUUCGAGCCACGGCCGUCUUUCCUUCCACCUCCGACUCACAGUUCACUCCACGCAAGACCACAACCCAUUGGCGUAGCAUCACUGGCCGCCCUCUACCAUGACGACGAUUGCAAGCGCCCGCGGUGUCCCGGACGCUGGCGACUCCUCUAAGAUGGGAGCGCCAGCGAGCCACCCGUACACCUGCAACAGCUGCCAUGUUGCCUUCAGGAACAUUGAACUGCAAAAGGGCCACAUGAGGGGCGACUGGCACCGCUACAACCUCAAGCGCCGCGUCGCCUCCCUGGCGCCCAUCUCCUCCGAGGUCUUCAACGAAAAGGUCCUGCUGGCCCGCGCCGCCACCAGCGCCGAAGCCGACAAGGUUGGCUUCGAGCGUGUCUGCGAAGCCUGCGCAAAGACGUAUUACAGCGAGAACGCGUACCAGAACCAUCUCGGCAGCAAGAACCACAAGGCAAAGGCCGCUUCCCGGUCGCCCUCUGUCAAGGAUGCCUCCAAGGCCGCAGAUGAGACUGGCUCCAUGAUCAGCUCCACCUUCUCGCUCGGCGAGCCUACCCUUGCCCACCGUCCCAAGAUCGACCUGGACUCGGAUGCGGAGGCCGAGUUCAGUCAGGUGAUCGAGGGGAUCAAGAACACAAAGCUCGCUGGAGAUGCCGAGGGCGAUGUCGGGCGCCCGUCUCCCGUAAAGCGCCCCUCCAACCCUCAUCUUUCUGCCACCGGCCAGCGAAAGACAGAUCAUCCGGUAUCGGAAGCUGCAGACGAAGCCGGUUCUGGCUCUGCCACCCCGGUCGAAUCGCCCAAGGCCGGCGAGGUCGCAUACACCAUCAAGUCGUGUCUCUUCUGCAACUACGAGUCGCCCACUGUCGCACUCAAUGCCACACAUAUGGAGCGUAUCCACGGCAUGUUCAUACCCGAGAAGCAAUAUCUUGUUGACCUAGAGGGACUUCUCGAGUCCCUUCAAAAGCGCGUCCGGGAGCUUCAUGAGUGUUUUGUCUGCCAAAAAGUCAAAGCCAGCGCCUUCGCUGUCCAGACGCACAUGCGCGAUGCUUCCCACUGUAGGAUCCCAUAUACCACAGAGGAGGAGCAGCUCGAGAUAGGCGAGUUUUACGACUUCAGGAGUACCUAUUCGGACGGGGAAGAGGACUCUGAAGACGAGGAUGACGGUGCUGAGGGGAAGCGCAGCGGUGGCGCGAGACUGGGUGCAAAGCGGAGCACCACGGUGACCGGCGAGGAUGGCGACGAGAUCAUGGGAGGGGGUGAGGGCGAUGGCUGGGAGACUGACAGCUCUGCCUCAUCCUUGGAUUCGGAGGAUCUCACGGCUGUCCCUGCAGAACGCCACUACCACCAGUACGAGCGGCUCAACAAGCACCCGCACCACAGCACACACGACACUCGCGCCCACCAUCAAAAGGACGGCUGGCACUCGCACGCUCACAAGCACAGCCAUGCUGCAUUUUACGACGAGUAUGAGCUGCAUCUACCGACCGGCAAGCACGUUGGACACCGAACAUACCAACGCUACUAUCGCCAGAACUUGCGCAACCGCCCCGUCACAGAAGAGGAGCGUGCUGAGCAGAAAGCACUCGAGCUCGCCGAGAAGAACGACUUGGAGAAUAUGGAUGUGGACGGCCUCAGCCGCAUAUCGCGCGUCAACAAGCCGAACUACUUUGCGGUCAUGACCCGCCGGGCCAGCGGCCAGGGGCAGAGAGGGCUCACAGGGCUCACGAAGCUACAGGUCCGCGAAGUUACGCGCAUGGAGCGCAAGGCGCGGAGCCGAGAGAGAGGUCACGCCCAGCAGGUGGACUCGCGCUACAACCGCCGUGCGAACUUCCAAAAGCACUUCCACUACUCCAAGCUUGGUGGUUGAGCGCUUCUACCUCAGCCAGUGUGUGUGCCAAAUCUGUCUUCCGAGGCUUGGCUGCUGCAUUUCUUUGCUCCUCUUGCCCGGCGUUAGAUUCAGCAGGGUGAAUGCAUGGUAGCAACUCGGGAGAAGCGACACACCUGCGCCCACCUAUGUGCCAGUGAAUGGCCCCAUUUAGUUGGGCAUUCAUCUCGGUACCCUGUUUUCCUCUCUCGCCGCUUUUUCUUUCUUUUGCGUCAUGGAGUCAACUGGACCCGCUAGGUAGCUUGGCUUUGUGGGUGGAGGAGAUGGAAGGAUUUGCCCAAAGGCAUUGAGAACUUAUUACGGAUACCAAAAAAAACCCCACGAAAAACAACAAGAACGAAAUGGACUGGUUUAUGAUUUUCGUACAGACAUCGACCAUGCUUGAUUUGACUAAACGCAUACUAGGCCUUUGUAUGGAUGCGAUUGCCCAAGAU
Gaeumannomyces tritici R3-111a-1 is the source of this 2610-nucleotide messenger RNA. RefSeq names its product pre-60S factor REI1. The coding region runs from base 395 to 2158 and encodes 587 amino acids. Gene Ontology annotation, biological process: ribosomal large subunit biogenesis. NCBI's taxonomy places the organism in Eukaryota, Fungi, Ascomycota, Sordariomycetes, Magnaporthales, Magnaporthaceae. The transcript has a single exon. Gene Ontology annotation, cellular component: preribosome, large subunit precursor. Gene Ontology annotation, molecular function: nucleic acid binding; zinc ion binding. The record is from RefSeq and is a predicted model, not a curated record.